AUGCCCCAGCUUUUUAUUUCAGUAAGUUAAACUUUAAUUUUAGAAUUCUUGUAUAUAUUAAAUUAUUAUUUCAUUUUAGCCACAAGCUCGUUCGCUUUAUGGUACAUUUGCUGAUGUUCGCACUAGACUUAAAGAAAAGUGAGUAUAUGAUUUAUAAUUAUUUUUUUAUAUUUAAAUUUUGGUUUAUUAUUUAUUUUUUAUGUUCUAGGAUCAUCAAUAGCGAUAAUGACACGCGUGUUGUCUUGGACGGAGCUGUUUUUCAGUACAUUGGGGAAUUGGAUAGUUUACUUCAACACCCUUCAGGUAUACGAAACCUCUAAAAUUUUCGGUUUCUUAUAUAAAAAUUUUAAAGAAAAUAUUCCUAUUUGAUAAAUUGAAACUUUUCCUGUAGUUUAUAAAAAAAUUUUGUUUUAGUGCGUGGUCACCGUGAUCCGACAAUGCGUACACCUAUUGUUCACGUAGUAUGUUUCUUUUUUUCUAAUAUUCCAUUAGCAAUAAAUUAUUAUAGGGGCACCGCACAGAAAUGGCGCUCUGUUGAGAAACUCUUUUUGCAGUGCAAAUUGAGCCACCUCGGGGCCGAGUUUGAAAAGUUAAGCCACGUUUUCAGUGCAAAGUUACUUCGCGGACUAGAAAUUCGGUCAGAUUGCGAACAGCGCGCCCUUUCUAUCCGGUGCCUCUAUAAUUUAAUAUAGAGCUCCAGAGCUGACAAUAUGGGCGUGGAACCUUCAAACGGAUAAAUGUAAAAAAAAACCUUCAAACGGAUAAAUGUAAAAAAACCUUCAAACGGAUAAAUGUGAUUUGCGACUUGACCAAAUUUAACGCUCUUGCGCUUAAGAAAUUCGUAAUAGCCUAUACAAUCGGUCAAUCGCAAGACAAAUGAGAAAUGAUCGGUUUUUCGUAGCUAAUCUGGCAAAAAACACAAAUUUUGCUGUUAAAAUUUGAAUUUCGCGCCAAUGCAUCGCUCUAUUGGGCGGGGCGCACUUGCGCCCAUUGUAAGCUCUGGAGACCGUGGCGCAUAAUCAUUUAAUUACUCAAUAUUGUAUUUAGCAUUCGACAACAGGAGUGCUCUUAAAGAGAAUGAAACGACAAAUCAAGGCCAUUUGUACUCUCGCUGACGUUGUUCAUAUUGGUAUGUUUCAAUAUUUUUUUUAAAUAUAUUUUUAGAAUCUUUCUAUAUUUGAUAUUUUGAUUAAUGACAUUGUUUUUUAGAUCCACCAGCAAAUGCGAAUGAGGCUGAAGUGCUAUCGAGGGCACAGCAGGUGCUCAAUCUACUUUACGACACAAUUACACCGCCUUCGUCAAGUUCUGGUUCUGAUUGCACAACUGACUCGGACUAA
Molecule: messenger RNA, 1337 nt
Organism: Caenorhabditis sp. 36 PRJEB53466
Lineage: Eukaryota; Metazoa; Nematoda; Chromadorea; Rhabditida; Rhabditidae
Source: the annotation of a GenBank genome assembly